This is a messenger RNA of Chrysemys picta bellii (western painted turtle), 1370 nucleotides long. NCBI's taxonomy places the organism in Eukaryota, Metazoa, Chordata, Testudines, Emydidae. The record is from RefSeq and is a predicted model, not a curated record.
GUCAUCCUAAAACAGUGAAGGCAAAAGGAAGUCAGACAGCAUUCAAAGUAAAAGGGCUGUGUGGUUUUCACAGCAUAAUUCGUUCCUGGAAAACUCAGCCAAGGGACUGAGGGCAUUUCCAUGAUCUUCCCAUAUGGGUCUCAUCAUUCUUUUUAGAGUUCAUCGUGAAGCAGGAGGUGAAAAGAGACCUUCAUAAUUGAAGAGAGAGCUGACUGUGCUAGAAUGGUAAAUUCCUUUAGAUUCUUAGAUAAACUGUAACAUUUGUACAACUAAAAUAUCAGCUGACAUGGAGAUACCAGGAUAGAUAGCUAGAUACUCAGCAUUUCACAGGAAUGGACUGAUAGCGAGGAUUUAACUGAAUAUGAUAUCAUUCAAAGGCUGAGCACAGUUUAUACAAGAAGAAGAUGGGAAAUCAAACCACCAUGAUCAAGUUCCUUCUCCUGGGAUUCUCUGAUGUUCGGGAGCUGCAGAUUUUACACUUUGCAGUGUUUCUAGUGAUUUACCUGGCAGCUUUGUUGGGGAACUUUAUCAUCAUCACAGUCGUAGCUGUCGAUCACCACCUUCACACCCCCAUGUACUUCUUCCUCAGCAACUUAUCAUUCAUAGACCUCCUCUACAUCUCUGUCACUGUCCCCAAAUCUAUGGUCAAUUCCCUGUGCAACACUAGAGUGAUCUCUCUCCCUGAAUGUGCUGGACAAUUGUUUUCAUUUGUUUCCCUGAUAGCUACCGAACUCAUUUUCCUCACUAUUAUGGCAUUUGACCGCUAUGUUGCUAUAUGCAAACCUCUGCACUAUACAAUCACUGUGAAUAAGAAUCUGUGUCUUAAGUUAGCCUGUGGGUCAUGGGCGGGCUGUGGAUUGUAUUCCGCUUUGCACACUGUAAGUACAUUUUCUCUGCCCUUCUGUGGUUCGGUUAUCAACCAGUUCUUCUGUGAUAUCCCCCCACUGCUGAAUCUCCGUUGCUCCAAGGACAAUAUUAGUGAAACUGUGAUGAUCGCCAUUGGUCUUUGUUUGUGUUUCAGCUGUUUUGCUUUAAUAGCUGUGUCUUAUGUUAAAAUCUUCUCUGCCAUCCUGAAAAUACCUUCCAUUCAGGGUCGGCAUAAGGUCUUCUCCACUUGUCUGCCCCACCUCAUGGUCGUCACUUUAUUCCUCAGUACGAGCAUUUUUGUCUAUAUAGUGCCCACCUCCAACUCGCCAUCUAAGCAAAACCUGGUGGUGGCUGUUUUCUAUACUGUGCUGCCACCACUGAUUAACCCUUUCAUCUACAGCCUGAGAAACCAAGAGAUCAAAAAGGCCCUGGGAAAACUGAUUGGGAGAAAUUUUCAUCCUAACAAUAAAAUGUCCAUCCCUGAAGAAGAGCUCUGUGUGUAA